UGUAUUGUAUUUUUUGGAGGAACAUUAGUCAUUGGUUUACAUUUUUGUGACUUUAGUGUCUCCCUCUUAUUAAUUAGUCAUGCAGGCAAAUGUUCUGUGUAAGAGAGUUUCCUGAUUGGGUGCAAGGAGGUUUAAUUUUUGUUUUAUAUGCGAGUGUAGAUAAUCCUGAAUCAUGUGUGCUGAACUCAAAUGCCAAGUUUCUUUUGUUGGAUAGGCAAGGCACAAUACGUGAGCCUAAAUAAUCACAGAGAAAGAAUUCUUUUCAUAUUCCAUCUUUUGUAUUUUGUGAGAAAUAAAAGAUAAAGAUACACUCCAGAAGUUGGGGAAAGUUCCACUGGAGCUUCAGUGGAGGCUCCCAAAAGGAAAAUUACAAUUUGUUUUAAAAAGAAUAGAAUAAUGAACAAAAUAGCAUCUUGAAGUCGCACAACUAUCUUCUCAAAUCAUGGAUGGAGUCUUUCUACUUGCAAUUUGAAGGAUUGGCAGACUCUGGUUACGAAAGCAAUGACAUGGUUGUGGGAUUAUUAUUUACUUCUAAAAACUUAAUGUUCUUCCACUCAAGCAGAGAGAAGUCACAUCCUUCUAUAGAGGGUAAGGCACAACCCUAAAAUUUCUAAAAAAGUACAUUUUAGUUGGCAUAUGUUGACGUUGCUUCCUUUAUUUAGAGCUCUUAUGUCACAAAACAUACUAGCUUUAGGACUCAAAUAAUCUUAUUACCUCUUAGUUCACGUGCUAAGUUAGCAGGGGGUUAUUUGUUUAAGCAUAAUAAUUUGGGAUGCUUAUUUAUUAAUAGUCCUGCUUUCCUAUUGGAUCGUAGACCUAUAACAUGUCAGCUGAAAAUAUUCAUUUGACACUUCUGCUAUUCCCAAAGAAAUUACUUUAGAUUCUAUUUUCUUUGAUUCUUUUCGCACCUCAGUCACUAAUCUAGGUUUAGAUUGUUAGAAUUAUUGAAAGAAUAAACAACAAUUUUUAACUCCUUGUCCAUGUUUGUUUGUCGGGAUGGAAUUAGGGGGAUGAGGGGGCCGAUUAAUAAUGUCGGUCCCAAAUGUUAUUUUUUGGGUAUGCCAUAUGAUAUUCAGUGGAUUUGUUAUAUAUUCAUGGAAUUAUUGUAUUAUGUUUCAUUGUAGUGGAAUAAAGAAUGAGAUAAGAUUUGGUACAUUAUUUUUUCCUUUGGAUGAAGAAAGGGAGAUAAUCCAGAGCAGAGGGGAUAUUAGUUAUACAUCUAUACUAGGGGCUGGAAUUAGUUAUAUUAUGAUUUUGUGGGAUUGCAUGUCUAUCAGGACAUCCAAUACCCUAUAUCCAGCCAACUAAAUGUGGGAAAGAAUGGGACUAGGAGGCAAGCGAAAACAUGUGGGCCCCACAUGUUUUUUAUCCCAUUCCCUGUGCCUUUUGUGUCUAAAACAAAGGCCGAUUACUGAUCAAAGAAAGCCAUGCUAGACACCACAAUAUUAAGACAGCAUCACCAAAAAAUUACCCAUUGGCCUCAAUUCUGGAAAGCUGGAAUGGCAUUCUGUUUCAGGUUCCAAAACCAAGGGUUUCUAAUGAUUCUCUUGUCAAAGAAUACCACAAUGCACGGUUAGAAGCUAUAAAUGCCAAAGAGAGAGGUGACAAGAAAGGCCAACAACAAGCAAGCCAAAUUAUUCGCAAGCUCAAGCAUGAGAUUUCUGCCCUAGGACUAUGAGAUGAAAUCUUGGCAUCUGGGCAUGAUAGUUCUUCCUUUAGUGCGUCUGACGAUGCAUUUCAUAGCUUCAUACCUUCCAAGCACCCUGAAACUGUUGCUUUGUGCAAUGAAGAAGGUGACAUGGCAUCUGUUCUACCUGCAGUUGAAUCAAAAGUAAAUGGAAAGGGUCUCACAUUACUGGACCUUUCACCUGAACAAAGUCCUGUCAGUGUUCCUGCCCAGGCUUUGGAAGAGGAAUCUGGGGAUGUAGAGCUUGGGAGUUUCUUUUUAGGAGAUGUCUUGCAGGGUGACGUUUUGCCUCCUGAAGUUGUGGAAAUACGAAAGAAAGAGAAGAUGAGAGAAUUGGCCAGUGGCAAGAAUUUAGAGAAACUAGAAGGCAUCUGGAAGAAGGGGGACCCACAAAGGAUUCCUAAAGCUGUUCUUCAACAGUUGUGUCAAAAAUCAGGCUGGGAAGCACCAAAAUAUAAUAAAGUUCUUGGGAAAGAAAAUAAUUCUAGUUAUGCUAUUAGCAUACUACGUAAAGCUAGUGGGAGGGGCAAGAGCAGAAAAGCUGGAGGGCUAGUUACUCUUCAACUUCCUAGUCAGGAUGAAACUUCUGAAUCUGCUGAGGAUGCACAGAAUAGAGUUGCAGCAUUUGCUCUCCAUCGCCUGUUUCCGGAUCUCCCUGUCCACCUGCCUAUUAUAGAGCCUUAUGCUUCACUUGUUCUACACUGGGUGGAAGGGGAAUUAUCAACCAAGAUAGGAGACAGUGAGGAAGAUCGAAUGGCUGGUUUUGUGGAUUCAUUGUUAAAUGCUGAUGGCCCUGAAUCAAUUGCUUCUGUUGAUGCCUUGAGUGGUUCUCUUGAAGAAAAGUUUCAAAAACCACUUAUGCAAGAAAACAUCGACUCAACUGCUGCUCCAGCUAGUCUAAAAGCUGAAAGUCUCAACUAUAAAAAAGAAGCAGAGAGUUCUUGUCUGAGACAGGAGCUAGAGAAUAAAAAGAAAAUGCAAAGAUACAAGGUUAGUAUCUUCCUCUUUUACUUCUCCUUUGGAAAGUGAUCUGGUGGAGAGACUUCAGUAAGUUUCUAGUUGUACCUAACAUGCCCUUUCACAUUAUACCGUUUUUCCUAUCCCACUUGACUUCAUGUCCUAGCAACUCCUGCACUCAUGUACUAUUGAUCUGUCACAAUGAUACAGUAUAUUGCAGCUAUCUACAGCACUAGCAAUGCAUUUUUUUAAUUAGUAGGUGCCAUUGGAAGUCAAUUAUGCUGUGAGGGUAUAUUGGCACACAAGUAUGCUGACUAUGGCAUGUAUGAACUGGAAGCUUUGGAUAUGUUUGUUCUCAUUCUGUAUUUUAGAAAGAAACACAAGUCUGGAUCCUAAAUGUUUUUCCUGUUGUUCCUUUUUAUUAAGUAUACUGUAUAAAUUACUUGGUUUAGGGUGUAGUACUGUAACAAAAGUUUGUAACUCUACCAUUACAUGGAAUUUAUAACAUAUGGUUAAGUGACAUCAAGAAAUUUAAUAUUUAAUUCUCAAAUCCCUUAUUUUUUUUGGGAUAAAUUAAGCUGAUGGAGAUGAAGAAUACUUGUAGUCUUGGGACUGUUUCUCUUCUUUCCAAAUUACUUAAAUUCAUGAAAAAAAUACAUGGAGUACUUCAACAAUGGCUUAUGACCCAUUACAAUCACCUUAUGAAAAAGGGGUCAACCAUCAAUUAAGAAGCAUGUACAUUCUAAGGUG
Molecule: messenger RNA, 3394 nt
Organism: Camellia sinensis
Lineage: Eukaryota; Viridiplantae; Streptophyta; Magnoliopsida; Ericales; Theaceae
Source: RefSeq, a predicted model, not a curated record